UGGGAUGGCGUUGUUGCACUGGCGUAUGUUUUACACUUGUCUUGCAUUUUGUGUGGUAACAAGCUUGUAAAGAUACCUUUUGCACCCCGGAAUUAAGCUAAAGGUGUUCCUGCUAAAUGACUGAAGCAUCCUCAGUGCGGUUUAUGGCUAGUAGGCUGUUAAUGAUUCAUCCAUCCGGACAGCUGAUAUUUGGAGUUGGCAUCUGCAAAGACACAUCCGGACGCGUGGUGUUGUAGCUAAACAUGGCAAUAGAGCCUCCACCCUGAGGAACAAUCAUCUUCUGUGCAGAUCUUAAAGAGUAAUCAGCUGCAGUGCACUACUGGAAGGAUUUCACUGGUGCAUGUAAAGAUACACAGCACACCUUCUGUGUUUGACUUUGACUCUAUUUGGCGAAGGUGGUGGCAGCUCUCUGCAGUCCCAAUCACUGCUUUACUUUUCUAUUGAAAUCUUUCUGAAAUGACUUCAGAGUGGGGUGUGAAGUCCACGGAGGACCUCAUGAGCAGGUAUGUCUCCAAGGAAAUGGGCUAUGGGGUGCCCAGCCAGGGCUGGAGGAUCUGUCUGGCGCAUGAGUUCAAGGAGAAGAGGAAACCCUUUCAAGCGAAAGAUGUUUCCCUGUCCAACAUCCUGGAGCACAUUGGCCUUGGACUCAGGUAUCUAAAAUGGUGGUACAAGAAGACUCAGGUGGAGAAGAAGGCUCCUUUCAUCGACAUGUUCGGGGCGCUGCCCUUGCGGCAAAUAUACGGCGCUCCACUUGGCGGUAUCGGAGGAGGCACCAUCACACGGGGUUGGAGGGGGGAGUUCUGCAGAUGGCAGCUAAACCCUGGGAUGUACCACUACAAAACCGUCACAGCCAACCAGUUCACGGUGUGUCUGCGCCGGGGAGGACAGACCGUGUACCAGCAGGUGCUGUCUGUGGAGCGUCCACCCACGUUGCAAGGCUGGAACUGGGGCUACUGCGGCGAGUACGCUUUCUACCACGCCUUGUACCCUCGUGCCUGGACUGUUUACCAGCUGCCGGGGCAGAAUGUCACCCUCACCUGCAGGCAGAUUUCUCCAGUCAUCCCUCACGAUUACCAGGACUCGAGUCUCCCAGUGGCUGUGUUUGUGUGGGACAUAGAAAACAAGAAUGACUACGCUCUGGACGUCUCCAUCAUGUUCACGAUGGUCAACGGGUCGGGACACAAGGACGACAAGGGUGGCGGACACUGGAAUGAACCCUUCCACCUUGAGAAGGAGGGGGAAGCGGUGUCGGGGGUCCUGCUGCAUCACUGCCCCGCAGUGAACCCUUACACCCUGUGCAUUGCAGCCCGAGACCAGCCUGACAGGGAGGUGAGCCACCAGACAGCAUUCAGUCCCAGUGGAACCUGCAGCGGCCUGUGGACCGACCUCAUCUCUGACGGACGGCUGGACUCUCCUACAGGAUCCAGCUCACCAACGGGGAAGGGAGAGAAGGUUGCAGCAGCGCUGGCUGUGAGCUGCUCAGUGCCGGCUCAGAGCCACAACGGCCUGGAGUUCUGCCUGGCCUGGGACAUGCCCAAAAUCACCUUUGGCUCUAGAGAGAGGGAACACACUAGGAGAUACACCCGUUAUUUUGGGACCAAAGGGGAUGCAUCGCCCUCACUCAGUCACUACGCUCUAACGCACUACAAACAAUGGGAGGAGAGCAUUGCGGAGUGGCAGACUCCUGUACUACAAGACAGCUCCCUUCCCUCCUGGUAUAAGUCGGCUCUGUUUAACGAGUUGUACUUCGUGGUGGAUGGCGGGACCGUGUGGACGGAGCUGCAGAGUGACGCUGAUGUUAGCGGCGGCGUGCGCAGCGAGGACGGGGGUCUGCCUGCUCAGCCUGCAGUGAUUAAAGAGUAUGGACGCUUCGCGUACCUAGAAGGUCAGGAGUAUAGAAUGUACAACACGUACGACGUGCACUUCUACGCCUCGUUUGCACUCAUCAUGCUGUGGCCUAAACUAGCCUUGAGCGUGCAGUAUGACAUUGCUGGCAGUGUAGUUCAGCAAGACUCAACGGAGAGACUCCAUCUGAUGAGCGGGCGUUAUUCACCCGUCAAGACCAAAAACGUGGUUCCUCAUGACAUCGGAGACCCAGAUGAUGAGCCUUGGCAGAGGGUGAACGCCUAUCUCAUCCACGACACUGCAGACUGGAAGGACCUGAACCUGAAGUUUGUCCUGCAGGUCUACAGGGACUUCCAUCUCACCCAGGACGCUCAGUACCUGCGGGACAUGUGGCCCAUCUGCCAGGCGGUGAUGGAGUCAGAGAUGAAGUUUGACCUGGACGGAGAUGGCCUGAUAGAGAACUCGGGAUAUGCUGAUCAGACAUAUGACGGCUGGACAGUAACCGGACCGAGCGCGUACUGUGGUGGGCUGUGGCUGGCGUCCCUGUGUGUGAUGUCACAAAUGGCCAGACUGGUGGACAACGAGGAGAUGUACAAACAUUACACAGACAUCUUGAGCAGAGGAAGUGCUGCGUUUGACAAGCUGCUCUGGAACGGCAAAUACUACAACUAUGACAGCAGUGGGAGAGACCUUUCUAACAGCGUCAUGUCUGACCAGUGUGCUGGUCACUGGUUCCUCAAAGCAUCUGGGCUGGGAGAAGAGGCCUACCAGGCUUUUCCCAAAGAAAAAAUCCAGAGGGCUUUGAAAUCUGUCUUUGACUUGAAUGUAAUGAGCUUCGCUAGAGGCCAGAUGGGGGCCGUCAACGGCAUGCGUCCAGAAGGAGUGCCGGACCGCUCCAGUGUCCAGUCAGACGAGGUCUGGAUCGGAGUCGUGUACGGACUGGCGGCCACCAUGAUCCACGAGGGCAUGUUGGAGGAGGGCAUGCGCACAGCAGAGGGAUGUUACCGGACGGUGUGGGAGAGGCUGGGCAUGGCCUUCCAGACUCCUGAGGCCUAUUGUGAGAAGAACAUCUAUCGAUCUCUGGCCUACAUGAGGCCUCUCAGUGUUUGGGCCAUGCAGCUCGCCUACAGCAUGUCACAGAAAGACCGGACCACAUCGGCUCAGACUUCAGACAUAGACGGAGUGAAGAUCUGAGCCAUCAGUUUAGUUUCAGUACGGAGGUGCAGCAAGGUUUUCAGAAAGUGACCAAGAAGCUCCCGUGCAGCCCCCUCCCUCAUCUGACUGGUUACCUCCAAUUAAGUUCUCCCUGGUUUGCAUUGCUCCAGAUGUUUUGAGUGUUUGAGAGUCGGAGCGGAUAGUUAAUGCACGGCAGAUUCAGAAUCCAGUCAGAAGCUAUGAUUAAAUCAUUUUAGAGUAAAUUCUUCAAGGAGCUGCAGACUGUGUUGAACAACGGGCUGCUCGACUGGCAUUUCCAUAAUCAGAGCCCACAUGCAAUGGUGAUGAAAACUUUUUAUCACCUGAAUACUGUUACAUUGCACAAUGUGCACUCAUGUAUACACCGGUGCAGACACUAGAAUUCACACAUCACCACUAUGCCAAUAGUAUUUACAUAAACGGAACACAGUUACUGUGUAUUAAAUAGGAUUUUCUUCUUCCUUUAAAACUGAAUGCUGAACGAAGUGAAAACAGGUCAUAAAUGAUGUUGGAAAGUUUAAAGGUGUUUUUUUGGUUAGAAGAAUUUGGUGCCUUUUUGCAUGUCAGUGUAUAUCCACAGUAUAUAGAUGGUCAAGCAACAUUAACGGUUUUAAAAUCCAAUAUUUGUGACAAUCAAACUGAAUAAAUGACUGAAUAAGUUAAAA
Cololabis saira (Pacific saury) is the source of this 3704-nucleotide messenger RNA. RefSeq names its product glucosidase, beta (bile acid) 2 (gene gba2). Lineage: Eukaryota; Metazoa; Chordata; Actinopteri; Beloniformes; Belonidae. Gene Ontology annotation, molecular function: glucosylceramidase activity; beta-glucosidase activity. Gene Ontology annotation, cellular component: membrane. The record is from RefSeq and is a predicted model, not a curated record. Bases 457 to 3039 code for a protein of 860 amino acids. Gene Ontology annotation, biological process: glucosylceramide catabolic process; carbohydrate metabolic process; central nervous system development. The transcript has 18 exons.